Molecule: messenger RNA, 1590 nt
Organism: Fusarium coffeatum
Lineage: Eukaryota; Fungi; Ascomycota; Sordariomycetes; Hypocreales; Nectriaceae
Exons: 5
Coding region: 1-1590 (529 amino acids)
Source: RefSeq, a predicted model, not a curated record
AUGGAUCCUCUAAGCGUUGCGGGGUUGACAAUUGCGGUCUUCGAUCAACUAUGGAAAUUGGGUGACCGGACAGCCGAUCUUAUCGCCAAUUUCAGAGACUUUGACAAUGACUCUAGGAGCAUGGAGCACAAAAUUAAAGACGAGAGCAACCAGACCAGAGCACUUCAGAUGCUCCUUUUCGAGUCAUCAAACAUCUAUGACGGUCAAUGUCUUUUCGAACAGUUCGACGUGGACAUUCAGGAGGAGAUCCGAGUACAGCUUGAGCAAGCUUCAGAUGUCUUGGACCGAGCCUAUCGCAUCCUUAAUCGUCCUUUGAAUGCAUAUCUAGGAGUCUCACCAACUCCUAGUCAUGACUCGUUAGUCCUGGGAGAUACACCUACUCGGAGACCAGGAUCGUUUCAGCGAUUUCGAUGGUCUCUGAUGGAUAAGAAACGAGUGGAGGCUAUUAUUCGAGACUUUGCUGACUCAAAUGACCGAAUACAUGAGAAUCUCAAGCUAUGGUGCCUUGGUACCUCUAUAGGCGUUGACCUGAGACAUCUCAAGAGGCUCGAGACCAAUAUCAACUCUCAAAAACUGGGUUUUGAUGCUGAUGCCAGACUUCAGCUAGCUACUGGCCAGAAAAGUCCGAUUCCGCAAACUCUGGAGAUAGACGAACUAGAAUUGCGUCAAGAGCUCCUCAACGUCGAACCGCUUGCGGAGUGCUUUGGUGUACUGACCUGGAAGGGCCAGAAUAUCAUGGCUGAGUACAGGUCGUACGCUGCGGAGUCGCCAGUGCCAGUUGACAUUGAUAAUCGCACGCGGGAUUUGGUUGAUAGACUUGCAAACCUCCUUCACCAACCGAAAGAGGCUCUCUUUCGCACCCCGAAAUGUCAGGGCUGGGUCAAGCAGAUGCAACAGAACAGGGUUGUCUAUCUUUUUAACAUACCACAGACAGUGGAGCCUCUGCCUAUGCGGCUGCUGGACGCACUACAGUCUGAUAAGAUCCCAACCCCUUCGUUGAGCCAAAGGUUCCACCUUGCAUCAAAGCUGGCGAAAUGCAUUUCGCAGCUUCAACUAGUCAAAUGGGUUCACGAAAGCUUUCGAAGUGAAAACAUAAUCUUCUUUCGCAAAGAAAACAGUACUUCGAGCGAAGAGGAUUGUCUAGACCUUACCGAGCCUUGGAUAUUCGGCUUCGAGUUCAGCCGACCAGAAGCCUACUUCUCUCAUGGGGUUGAGGAUACAUGCUUGGGACGAAACAUCUACAGACACCCCAAUCGACAGCUGAAGCCAACUCAGGUGUUCAGCAAGAUCCAUGACAUCUAUGCUCUCGGUGUAGUUCUGCUCGAAAUUGGUCUUUGGCAACCAGCGACCAGUCUGGAGAAACACGGCUUUGCGAAGGUUCGUGACCCACAGGCGAUAAAAGAUAGAUUGGUAUGUCAAGCGGAGAAACGACUGGGCUCUAAGAUGGGGGAUAAGUACAAAGACAUCGUACUCAGAUGUUUGGAAGGGAGGUUUGACAUAGUCGAUGAUACAAAGGAGGACCUCAAACUACAGCAGGCAUUCAGGUCAAAGAUAGUGACCGUGUUGCAAAACGCUGCGGAGAACAUCUAG